UUUUCUGUUCGCCGCGUUGGUCUUUUACGGCCAUCAAAACACUUCAGUCUCGUCAUUCAAAGUGUGCUUUAUAUUUUUGCCAAAUAUGAUCGCUAGUUGAACGUUUAUUUUUGGUUUUGGAUGAAUCUGUGGAACUUAUGUUGUAAGAAGAAAGGGGGAACGAGACACGAUGAAAGAGAAGUCCAAAAAUGCUGCCCGGACUAGGAGGGAGAAGGAAAACAGUGAAUUUUAUGAACUGGCUAAAUUACUGCCUUUGCCCUCGGCUAUCACCUCGCAGCUGGACAAAGCAUCCAUAAUCAGACUCACCACCAGCUAUCUCAAAAUGAGAGUAGUGUUUCCAGAAGGGCUCGGCGAGGCAUGGGGCCACUCGAGUAGGACCAGCCCGCUGGACAACGUAGGCCGCGAACUGGGCUCCCACCUGCUCCAGACGCUGGAUGGCUUCAUCUUUGUGGUGGCCCCAGAUGGGAAGAUCAUGUACAUCUCGGAGACAGCCUCAGUCCACUUGGGUCUUUCUCAGGUAGAGCUGACCGGGAACAGCAUUUACGAAUACAUCCACCCAGCCGACCACGACGAGAUGACGGCGGUGCUCACGGCCCACCAGCCCUACCACUCUCACUUCGUCCAGGAGUACGAGAUCGAGCGCUCCUUCUUCCUGAGGAUGAAGUGCGUCUUGGCUAAGAGGAACGCGGGCCUCACCUGCGGCGGCUACAAGGUCAUUCACUGCAGCGGCUACCUGAAGAUCCGCCAGUACAGCCUGGACAUGUCCCCCUUUGACGGCUGCUACCAGAACGUGGGCCUGGUGGCCGUGGGCCACUCGCUGCCUCCCAGCGCCGUCACGGAGAUCAAGCUGCACAGCAACAUGUUCAUGUUCCGCGCCAGCCUGGACAUGAAGCUCAUCUUCCUGGACUCCAGAGUGGCGGAGCUGACGGGGUACGAACCUCAGGACCUGAUUGAGAAGACCCUGUACCACCACGUGCACGGCUGCGACACCUUCCACCUGCGCUGCGCCCACCACCUGCUGCUGGUAAAGGGGCAGGUGACCACCAAAUACUACCGGUUCCUGGCGAAGCAGGGCGGCUGGGUGUGGGUGCAGAGCUACGCGACUAUCGUGCACAACAGCCGCUCCUCCAGGCCACACUGUAUCGUCAGCGUCAACUAUGUCCUCACGGACACGGAAUACAAAGGGCUGCAGCUCUCCCUGGAUCAGAUCUCAGCCUCCAAACCAGCCUUCUCCUAUGCAGGCAGCUCCACUCCUGCCAUGACUGACAGUAGGAAAGGGGCCAAGUCCAGGCUCUCCAGCUCAAAGUCAAAGUCCAGGACUUCCCCAUACCCUCAGUACUCGGGAUUUCCCACGGAAAGAUCUGAAUCUGAUCACGAGAGCCAGUGGGGCGGCAGCCCGCUGACCGACGCGGCCUCCCCGCAGCUGCUGGACCCCGCGGACCGGCCGGGCUCCCAGCACGACGCGUCGUGCGCCUACAGGCAGUUCUCAGACCGCGGCUCCCUCUGCUACGGCUUUGCGCUGGACCACUCCAGGCUGGUGGAGGAGAGGCACUUCCACACGCAGGCCUGCGAGGGCGGCCGGUGUGAGGCAGGCAGGUACUUCCUGGGAGCGCCGCAGGCGGGGAGGGAGCCCUGGUGGGGCUCUCGCGCAGCCUUGCCCCUGACCAAGGCCUCCCCGGAGAGCAGAGACGCCUACGAGAGCGGCAUGCCUCACAUCGCCUCCGUGCACAGGAUCCACGGGCGAGGUCAUUGGGAUGAAGAUAGUGUGGUCAGUUCUCCAGACCCCGGGUCUGCCAGCGAAUCAGGUGACCGAUAUCGCACUGAGCAGUAUCAAAGUAGCCCACAUGAACCUAGCAAAAUCGAAACUCUGAUAAGAGCCACCCAGCAAAUGAUUAAAGAGGAAGAGAACAGAUUGCAGCUAAGGAAAGGCCCCCCAGACCAACUGGCUUCCAUAAAUGGAGCUGGGAAAAAACACUCCCUCUGUUUUGCAAACUACCAGCAGCCCCCACCAACAGGCGAAGUCUCUCACAGCUCCACUCUUGCAAACACUUCACCAUGUGAUCACAUCCAGCAGAGAGAGGGAAAGAUGCUGAGCCCCCAUGAAAAUGACUAUGACAACAGUCCUACAGCACUGUCUCGGAUCAGUAGUCCCAAUUCGGAUCGCAUUUCCAAAUCCAGUUUGAUCCUAGCUAAAGACUAUCUACAUUCGGAUAUGUCUCCUCAUCAGACAGCAGCAGACCAUCCUGCCAUCUCUCCAAACUGCUUUGGCUCUCACCGGCAGUAUUUUGAUAAGCAUGCUUACACAUUAACUGGAUACGCCCUGGAGCACUUAUAUGACAGCGAAACCAUUAGAAACUAUUCCUUGGGCUGUAAUGGCUCACACUUUGAUGUAACUUCCCAUCUAAGGAUGCAGCCGGAUCCAGCGCAAGGACACAAGGGAACAUCUGUUAUAAUAACCAAUGGAAGCUGAUGUUUUUCUAAACUAUUUUGUUCUUUAAGGAUCUCUGAAACAUAUGUACCAUUUAAUGCCCCAUUACCAACAUUUACAAUGCCACAGAUUGUUAGAGUGGAUAAUUUAAGUUACUGGGUAUUUGACAUGUGUUCUUGUGAACUCAAAGAAACAGCACUGGCAUUCAGGGUUAUACACAGAUAAUGGAGCUGAAGUGAAUCACAGAUUGCCCCUCUAUUUAUAUGGGAACCAGAAUUUUGAAUUGAAUUGAAAAAUACGUGUGUAGAUUAAGUGAGCAUAUACACCACAUGAAAGGACCAAUGGAUGACAAUGCAUUAUGAUGAUCCAGUGAACUUCAUACACGCAGACCACUACCCACAGACUGCUGUGUAGACUUCACAUACAGAAAUGUAGACGAUAUACUGUAAAUACCCCCCAAGUGGGUGACUUUCCUUAACCCUAGCACAUUAACUGUCUUAGAGAAAUUUCCAUUCCCAAGAUAACUAAGAGAGAGAGAGAUACAUCUUGUAAACUGGUUUCUUCUUUGUAGUUUCAGCAAUCCAGCUCAUUUGGUUCAGGCAUGAAUUAGGGAAAUUGUUCUGGAUAUGAUACAAGAAUGAGUUUUCACCUGGUAUCCAUUAUAAGCAAUCAGGAAGUAGUGAUUUUUCACCUUACUUUUGAGUUAGACAAAGAACAGGAUCACACUGAUGUAGCAGUAAGGGUUUUUCUAAGUAAAAACGCUGAGAUAUUGGGACACACAUCAAAAGCCUGGUGUGCCCAACUGGAAAUAGGUUAGUAAAGAUGGAAAAACCAGGGGCAGAGAGAAAUGAAAUGAUAUCGCAAAACAAACAAUUUCAGGGUCAGCAUAAGUAAUCAACAUAUUUGGGGCUUGUCAAAGUAAAAUUCAAACUAAGUCACUGAGGAAAAAGACUGAUAAGUG
This is a messenger RNA of Hippopotamus amphibius kiboko, 3389 nucleotides long. It is a transcript of the gene SIM1, whose product is annotated as SIM bHLH transcription factor 1. Lineage: Eukaryota; Metazoa; Chordata; Mammalia; Artiodactyla; Hippopotamidae. Gene Ontology annotation, biological process: regulation of transcription by RNA polymerase II. Bases 170 to 2470 code for a protein of 766 amino acids. Gene Ontology annotation, molecular function: protein dimerization activity; DNA-binding transcription factor activity, RNA polymerase II-specific; RNA polymerase II transcription regulatory region sequence-specific DNA binding. The transcript is spliced from 11 exons. The record is from RefSeq and is a predicted model, not a curated record.